This is a messenger RNA of Thlaspi arvense, 1167 nucleotides long. Lineage: Eukaryota; Viridiplantae; Streptophyta; Magnoliopsida; Brassicales; Brassicaceae. The record is from the annotation of a GenBank genome assembly.
AGAAGCAUCAGCCAGGGAACCGUGCAAGUGGUCGAAGAGGGUGCCACUCGCGAUGUACUCAUAGACCAGCAAGGGGACCUCAGUCUCCAGACAGCAGCCCAGGAGCUUGACCACGUUCCUGUGGUUGAUUUGGGAAAGCACGACGACUUCGUUGAUAAACUGCUCUACUUGGCUGUUGUCUCCAAGCCGAGCUUUCUUUAUAGCGACAAGUCGCUGCAUCAGCAUCCCGCCGCCAUUCUGCUCGAAGAAUUGUUGACGGAGCUCGGUGUCCUUCCGGUUCUUGAUCCACAGCUGUACACAGGUAACGGCAAGCAGGAUGACGAGGAAGAAGAUAGUGGUCCCUGGAAACAUAGAAUACAGAAUGAGCGAAAAGAGAGCUUACCAAGAAAAAUCUCAGUCCAUUCAAGCGGAAGAGGCAACAGGAAAUGUGUUAGGAACACAACUAACACUCAAGAAGAGGAAGAAAGCAAACAAUCUCAAGUAGUGUGUUACCUUGGCAACCGUAUGGACGGUAGGGAUUCCCCUCGUAACCUUGUGUACAGUUACAGUAAUAUCCUUUUCCACGAGGAGAGUCGAAACAAGUGGGACGGGGGUGUGGCAGCAGCCUUCCCCAGAACACGACCCGUUUGCCACUGGAGGAGAAUCGCAUACCGACAAGCAUCCGGUUGUGUAGUUUCGAUCGUCACUAAUAGUCGUCAUGUACGCGAGCAAGAGUGGGCAAUCCUAUUCCGGAUGCGCAGCUCACCACUGCGGGAAAUGUUAAUCACUUGCAUCUUGCCGCGAAAGAGUAGCUUCCCUUGGACGUCGUUGCAGGUGAGUCUGAAACUGCUAUCGUCGCCGAAGUAGCAACCCGGAGAUGUGCCGAAAGGGUAAUGGAUGGUGACGUUGCCACAUCUAGUUUGGCAAUCCUUGCCAAGUUGCCCCUUGACCAGCUGCGUGUAUGCAAGGUUGAAGAAAAUAGCAACCAAGAACAGACCCUGCAACACCAUCUUCAUCUUCUCCCUCUCUCUUUCUCUCACUUGUUUGCUUUCUCUUUUGUGUGAUUUCAAAACUCGAGUCUUGAUGUUUAAGUAGACCUUGUACUCCCCAUGCACUUAACGUCAUUGAAUUCUCUACCACGACGGUUGGGGGGUUUUACAACGAAUACUCUCAAAUGUAAAGAUUCCA